Molecule: messenger RNA, 1097 nt
Organism: Venturia canescens
Lineage: Eukaryota; Metazoa; Arthropoda; Insecta; Hymenoptera; Ichneumonidae
Gene: Fdx2
Product: Ferredoxin 2
Exons: 4
Coding region: 349-831 (160 amino acids)
Biological process (GO): P450-containing electron transport chain
Molecular function (GO): 2 iron, 2 sulfur cluster binding
Source: RefSeq, a predicted model, not a curated record
AGUGGAAUUCUCGAUAAGGAAGAUCUUCAGAUCACGCAUCAUGCUACGAUACCUCAGACCUCAGCAGUUGAUUCAGGUUGAUUUGUAACUUCAACACGAGUUCAACUUUUACCUUAUCGUCAAAAGUUUCUUGCAUUUAGCGAAUUUUUUGUUUUUUUAUCUUAUCUAUUUGCUUAAGACCUCACUUACGAAUUAUCAUUGAGGGCAUUAUAUUAGAAUAAUUGUUAACAUUCGCAAGUCAUUUAAAACCUGAAAAAUUUAUAAAUCCCGGCUUCAAAUCGAAAUCGUUCGAGUGUCUGUUAAGUGAAAUUUGGUUCCAUGCAAUAAGUGAAUAAACAUAACAUUAACAUGGCAUUCGUGCGAAAAUUAAAAAAUUUCUCGUCGUUCGUAAUUCGUUCACCUCUAAUCAAAGCUCCUGUUAAUAGAGCGUUAGAUAAGCCUUUUUCUCACGUCAGACAUACAUCCACAAGUCAGCCAAAACACGACAAACAAGAGGUGAAAGUCACAUUCAUACGAGCAAGCGGAGAAAGGAUUGUAGGAAAAGGCAAAGUAGGAGACAGUUUGUUAGACAUUGUUGUAAACAAUGAUAUUGAUUUGGACGGCUAUGGUGCUUGCGAGGGAACCUUGACUUGCAGUACAUGCCAUUUGAUCUUAUCGAAAAACGAUUACGAUUCUCUUCCGGACAAGCCGACUGAUGAAGAAUUGGAUAUGCUCGAUCUGGCGUACGAUUUAUCGGAUACAUCCAGAUUAGGCUGUCAGAUAAUCAUGACCAAAGAAUUGGACGGACUCGAAGUACACGUACCAGCAACGAUCAACGAUGCAAGAUCGUAAUGCAGCAUAAGUUGUAGGCAAUUUUAGGACUUGUAUGGAAAUUGUGGAAGGAUCAAAGUCAUUCUAAUUCGACUCGAAGUCUUCGUCCUUGCGAGCGAACCGUUUUCUUAUCGAUGAUUAGAUAUGUAAUGAAAUCGGAAUAGUUCAAGAUUCUUUUUCUGUAUAUACGUAUGUGAUGACGUAUGAACAAAGGAGAAAAAACUUCGUUUUAAGAAGAUCGUAUUCGUCACUUGUAAAUGGAAUAAAAAAUAUUUUCUAGCAACAUA